AUGGACAUGGACUACAUGGACCCUUACCGCCGAUACGCCGUUCAGAUGCAGGGCUAUCAUGGCAUCCAGCAACAAACACAGCCCCAGGACCACCAGUAUCCGUAUUGGAGUCAGCAUAUGGUGGCCUACUACCAACAACACCAGCAAAGAGCAGUGAUGAUGGGACAGGGAGGCAUGCACAUGUCCAAACAGACAGAGCCCAAGCCAAGACUGGCAAAGGACGAGGUGGAAUUGUUGGAGCGCGAAUUCAACAAGAACCCCAAGCCAAACAGCAGCACCAAGCGCGAGCUCGCUGAGCAAAUGGGAGUGGAGGUUCCCAGGAUCAACAAUUGGUUCCAAAACCGCCGGGCAAAAGAGAAGCAGAUGAGAAAGACAGCCGAAUUCGAGGCGCAACAGGCAAGAGAAAAGGAGGCUUCGGAGGUCAAGGAAUCCGGUGACCAAGAGCAGGGUACCGUGACCGAGUUCUACGGCCUGAGCAACCAGCACCAACCUCUUGGGUUAUCAACUGCCAAGUUUGGGGGGAGCGAUGAUGGCACUGAUAGCGAUGAUGGCGCUUCAGGACCACAGCCUCUCAUCGAGUCAGCGGGCGCUUCAUCCACAGUAACGCCUGGAGGUGACACUCCAGUAAGCCCAGGGAGUGAUUACGUUCACGUCAAGUAUGAACACGUCAAAUCGCCCGUUCACCGCUCACAAGACACAUCGGACCUUGACCAGCCGUCAACAGCCAUGAGCGCGUUCACCACGCCCCAACAGGAGAUCAACUUUCAGCAGCCGACGCCUUUCAGCUUCAGGCAGGCGAACCCGGAGCUUUUGGAUGGCUUGUCGGGCCAUGAGCUGCACAGAGUCCAAAGCCAGGAUCAUAUCGAUACAGGGGAAACAAGUCACUUCGGCUCGUUCCCUGACCGAGACUAUUUUGCGUCACCUCCCAUCCCGCGCUUCCCGUCUGAAAUGAUACCCGAAAACUUGGUCAGCGCCGAAACCGAGCUUCUCCAACGCCGAGUAUCCGAGGAAAAUUUGGUGAAAUGUGAAGCUCUGUCGCCGACUUCCUUGCCCGAGUCGCCCUUGACACUGUCAGACUUGCGCUUCAAAUCCCCACCACCCCCAGCUGAUAUCGCUGGCCGCAGGAAAUUGCGACGUCCAGCGCCUCUCGGACCAUCCUCCUUGAGAGGUGGCGCUGGGCCGAAGGCGGGCAUUGAAGCUCCUCGAAGAUCAGAAACAGCAAGCCCGAUGAGACGCAUCUCUUCCGCUACGGGAGGCCUAGGUGGGCGCGUACAAAAGUCGUUCAUGGGACCAGGUGGACCGAGGUCCCCGUUUGCGAUGGAGCGCAACAAGGAGGCGCUUCUUCAGAGUCUCCAGGACGGCCAAUCUCCCGCAAUGGCUUCUUUGAACAGCGCCAUGUCACCGUUGAGCCCUGGGGGACACAAUCAGAGCGCGCGCGAAGGAACAGUUGGUAUCAGUUCUUCAGAUGAAGAGGCUGGCUUUGCGUAUGGGUCCCUUGGUGCCGUGGGCGGGUUUUCCAUGUAUAAAUCCGAGGCCACCAUGAAGACACCACCAGGGACUCCGGGUCUACAAAUGGGUAUGCAAGACGCAUACUUCACAGGCUCCAUGGACCACGCCUGGAACUUCGCCCCACAGGACGAACCCCUUCCCACGCCAAGCCUCUGCAGCCACGGGGGAUCCGAGCUUGAGUUCUCGAUGGCGCCUCAGAUGCCUGGUUAUGUGGCCAGCCAGCCUGUGACACCCUCAUUUCCGCCACAGUCCAUGGGCCCAACAUACAACGGUUUUUUUGGCCCUUCGCUCGCCCAAACCGAAUAUCACUUCCCCGACUCUUAUGCAACUGAGCCAUCAGCACGAUCUUCGCCCACCAACAUGCCACGAUCGAAGCAGUUCCAGUUUGCUCAAAAUAUCACCCCCCAGGACUUCAGUGCGGACAAGUCAUAA
Molecule: messenger RNA, 1941 nt
Organism: Podospora anserina S mat+
Lineage: Eukaryota; Fungi; Ascomycota; Sordariomycetes; Sordariales; Podosporaceae
Exons: 2
Coding region: 1-1941 (646 amino acids)
Biological process (GO): regulation of transcription by RNA polymerase II
Cellular component (GO): RSC-type complex; nucleus
Molecular function (GO): DNA binding; DNA-binding transcription factor activity, RNA polymerase II-specific
Source: RefSeq, a predicted model, not a curated record